GACAACGUAGGUAUAGACGUCAAAAAUUGAAGAAAAAAAUGACUCUGUCAAAAAAGCUCUUUCAACCUAUAUAAACGAUUGGAAACAUAUAUAGUUUGUAUAAUUGUGAACUGAUCUUGGCAGGUAACAAAGAAAUAUGGAUUCUCAUCUGUUAACGAAAAUUUUGAUAUUAGUAAGUUCCUUGAGUGCAGUAUAUGGAUGUUCGUGUCUCGAAGGACACCACCAGGAAGAUUUUUGCAGAGCUGCCUAUGUUAUUCGUGGCGAUGUGAUCGACUCAAAUGCUCCAGUACCGGUCCUUCCAGCUGGUCACCCACAGAGGAGUAUCAUAUAUACUGUCAGAGUAAAGAAAGUAUUUAAGGAUAAUACACAUAGUAUUUCGGAAGGAACUGUCAUACACAUAGAAACGAGCUCACUAUGUAGUGUUACUUUAGACAAGGACGGGGAUUAUUUACUUGGUGGCCCAGGAGAUGCGAAUGGAUUAGUAGUAGGUUUAUGUGACAUAGCAACCAAGUGGGAAAAUAUCCCUAAGUGCCAGAUGAACUCGCUAUUAAAUAACUUAUAUAAUUGUGGGUGCGAGAUCACCACAUGUACAGAAAACCAAAUAUGUAAGGCGUCUAUUCACUCGUGUAAGAUGGCGUUCCAUGUAAAGGCCGUACAGAAUGCUUACUGUGCUCGAAGUAAAUUUAGGAGGCGGUGUCAUUGGAAAACAUGUCCGUCUGCUCAGAAUAUUUUCAGAAGUUACAUUAACGUCUUUGAACGUUGAAAUAUGAGAAUUCAAAUGAUAACAUUAUUUAGUUAGUCCCAAUAUUUAUAAUAGUUUUACAAACAUUGAUUGAUAAUUAUAAAUUUAGAGAAUAUUUUUUUUAAUUCCUAUGUCUUAAAUAAACAGGUAGAAACCAUUGUAA
Mytilus trossulus (common blue mussel) is the source of this 905-nucleotide messenger RNA. RefSeq names its product metalloproteinase inhibitor 4-like. The record is from RefSeq and is a predicted model, not a curated record. Gene Ontology annotation, molecular function: metalloendopeptidase inhibitor activity; protease binding. Gene Ontology annotation, cellular component: extracellular matrix. The transcript has 6 exons. The coding region runs from base 137 to 763 and encodes 208 amino acids. NCBI's taxonomy places the organism in Eukaryota, Metazoa, Mollusca, Bivalvia, Mytilida, Mytilidae. Gene Ontology annotation, biological process: negative regulation of membrane protein ectodomain proteolysis; negative regulation of endopeptidase activity.